Messenger RNA from Guyanagaster necrorhizus, 1105 nucleotides. Its product is annotated as Aldo/keto reductase. Lineage: Eukaryota; Fungi; Basidiomycota; Agaricomycetes; Agaricales; Physalacriaceae. The record is from RefSeq and is a predicted model, not a curated record. The transcript has 14 exons. Bases 1 to 1077 code for a protein of 358 amino acids.
AUGCAAUACGGUGAGCCACUCAUCUUCCUGUUUCUACGACGUAUAUUCACUUCAUUCGUAGUGCGCCUUGGCCAGUCUGGAUUGAAGGUCUCCAAGAUCAUCUUGGGAUGCAUGACCUAUGGUAGUCCGGAAUGGCAACAGUGGGUACUGGGGAAGGAGGAGGGGAUCGCUCAUAUCAAGGCUGCGUAUGAUGCCGGAAUUAACGCUUUCGAUACGGCCAACGUAUACUCCAACGGUUUGUCUGAAAUUAUUCUUGGAGGAGCUAUCAAGAAAUACGACUUUCCGCGGGACAAGAUUGUCGUCCUGACCAAGGUAUACGGAGUCGUCGGAAAUGAGCCUGGGACGCGUCUCUUCGGUGGCGCCACACCCGAUUCGUCGGGUUAUGUUAACCAGCACGGGCUUAGUAGAAAGCACAUCUUCGAUUCUGUGAAGCAUAGCCUGGAAAGACUACAACUCGACUAUAUCGACGUCCUUCAGUGCCAUAGAUUUGACAACAAUACUCCCAUCGCUGAGACCAUGAGAGCUUUGCAUGACGUCGUCCAAGCGGGCUACGUUCGUUACAUUGGAAUGUCAUCCUGUUACGCGUAUCAAUUUCACGCGAUGCAAAACUACGCCAUUCAGAACAACCUAACUCCAUUCAUCUCUAUGCAGAACCAUUACAAUCUCAUCUACCGAGAGGAAGAAAGGGAAAUGUUCCCCACUUUGAAGAUGUUCGGCGUGGGUUCCAUCCCAUGGUCCCCUCUUGCUCGAGGGAAGCUAACGAGGCCGUUCGACAAGCAAGGCGAUACGAUACGCGGGGAAACUGAUAGGCUUCUCGAACGAUACAGCGGAACGGACAAAACGGGUACCAUUAUUAACAGGGUAGAAGAGCUCGCAAAGAAGAAAGGAUUAACCAUGGCACAGUUGUCGAUUGCGUGGAUCCUCAGCAAAGAUGGUGUCUCUGCGCCGAUUGUGGGGACGACGUCGCUGGACAAUUUAAAGGAGCUUAUAGAGGCGACGAAGGUUGAGCUUACGGUGGAAGAUAUCAAGUUUUUGGAGGAGGAAUAUAAGCCAUUGGCUAUUUCUGGACACUCUUAGUAGCGAUGAGUUAUAACGGUGUUCGUGU